AUGGCAGAGAGUGUUCUCCCCCGGAUCCGGGCAUGUCUUUUCGACAUGGACGGAUUGCUGAUCGACUCCGAAGACAAAUAUACGCAGAUCACCAAUGAGGUGCUGGCAAUGUAUGGCAGGCCCUGUCUGCCCUGGUCAAUCAAAGCACAGCUGCAAGGCCGGCCGCAGCCUGAAGUACCUGCCCCCUCCCCUGCCAGCAAGAUCUUCCAUGACUGGGCGCAACUUCCCAUCACGCCGGAGGAGACUGCUGUGAAACAGUCUUCGUUGCAGGCCAAGUAUUUCCCACAAUGCUCACCGCUGCCGGGGGUGCCAACUUUGCUAUCGAACCUGGUGUCAACACAGUCCACCGAUCACCCUGUUCAUAUCGCCCUUGCCACGUCUUCCCACAGCAAAAACUUCAAGCUCAAGUCUGGCCACCUGACCGAGCUGUUUGAGGUCUUUCCCGAAGUUCACCGCGUCCUUGGGGAUGAUCCCCGCAUCGGAAAGGGGAGAGGAAAGCCGUUGCCUGACAUCUAUCUUCUAGCUCUGGAGACCAUCAACAUAAACUUGCGCAGCAAGGGCGAGGUGGAGGUCAAGCCAGAAGAGUGUCUUGUCUUUGAAGAUGCCGUGCCGGGUGUUGAGGCUGGCCGCCGGGCAGGUAUGCAGGUAGUUUGGGUUCCACACCCCGGUCUUCUGGAGGCGUACAAAGGUCGCGAAGAUGAGGUGCUGGCGGGGCGUACUGGGGAACAUAAGGAGAAUGAGAAGACACCCUCGGAGAAAGAGGCCGAGGAGUUACAAUCCUGGCGUCUUCAGGGAGCUGGACUACCGGGAAAUAUUGGCGAUGGAUUUGGACAGCUCCUGUCCACGUUAGAAGACUUUCCCUACGAAAAAUACGGUAUUCGGAUACCGGGCCAGCAGUGA
Messenger RNA from Penicillium argentinense, 900 nucleotides. RefSeq names its product haloacid dehalogenase superfamily protein. The record is from RefSeq and is a predicted model, not a curated record. Gene Ontology annotation, molecular function: phosphatase activity. Bases 1 to 900 code for a protein of 299 amino acids. The transcript is spliced from 3 exons. NCBI's taxonomy places the organism in Eukaryota, Fungi, Ascomycota, Eurotiomycetes, Eurotiales, Aspergillaceae.